AGAACUUUGAGGAAGACUGACGCAGUGUCUCCUGAAAUCCAACAGACACCAGCAGCCUGUCACCUUGAAUUCCCUGUGACAGGUUUCCAUCAUCAUGGCAGCAUCAGCAUCCACGACCCACGCAUCGAAUCUCAGGGUUGUGGUGUUUGGAAAGAGUCAGAAAAAAAAGACAAUACUAACUAACUUCAUCACAGGGAAACAAGAUUUCAUUUCUCUGAAAAUGACCACGAGAUCUACAGUCACUCAGGGAGAGUGGAGGAAAAUAGCUUUAACGGUGGUGAACACCUCGGACAUCUUCAGUGCACCAGUGGAAAAAGUGAGACAUGAGAUGAAGAAGUGUGUGGCCCUUUGUCCACCUGGACCAAAUGUUCUCCUGCUGUUAGUGAAGCCUUCUGAUUUCAGCGAACAGGACAGGCAGAAAGUACAUUUCAUUCUGGGCUUCUUUGGUCGAGAUUCUUUCAAAUACUCGAUGGUCAUCUUGACACAUGGCCAGGUGGCGAAGAGUUCGGCGGUGGAUCAACUCAUACGAGACUGCAGACGAAGGCAGCACAGAGUGAACUUUGAUAAAAAAGGGCUUUCAGAAUCUGAUCCUGUAGAACUCAUUGAAAAGAUGGAGAAAAUGGUGUGCGACAACAGAGGAGGACAUCUAAACUGCACUGAAGGGGAUGAGCCCUUCACAUUGUCUGAACCUCUGAACCUAGUGUUGUGUGGGAGAUCCGGGACCUGGAAGAGUUCAGUUGCUAAUGCCAUUCUGGGAGAGCGAAAGUUUGGUCCACCUGCUGACAUGUCCGAGUGUAUUAAAAAAGAGGGAGGGGUGUGUGGACGGUGGGUUUCCUUGGUGGAGCUGCCUGCCUUGUAUGGAAAACCUCAGGAGGCUGUCAAUCAGAAUAUAUUCAGGUGUUUCUCCUUCUGUGAUCCUGGGGGCAUCCAUGCCCUCAUCCUGGUCCUUCCUGUGGACUCCCUCACUGAUGAAGACAAGAAAGAGAUAGAGACCAUCCAGAAGACAUUCACCUCUCAAAUGAAUGACUUCACUGUGAUUCUGUUCACUGUGGAAUCAGAUCACAAUCCUCCUGAUGCUAUUAGUCAUGUAAAGAGGGACAGAGACAUCCAGCUGCUCUGUCAGAGCUGUGGAGGACGAUACAUUGUCUUCAACAUCAAGGACAAGCAGCAGUUCUCUGAGGUGUUGCAUACUGUGGAGGACAUGACAGCUGCGGGAUCCAGAUGCUUCACAAAGCAAAUGAUUGUUAAGCCUCGGCAGCAAAAGAGCGGAAGUUGUACUGCUGAACCAGAGGUGCCAAAUUCUGAAAAUCAGAGCGCGAAGUGUCUCAGGAUGGUGCUGAUUGGUAAGACUGGCUGUGGAAAGAGUGCCACCGGAAACACUAUUCUGGGCAAAGAAUGCUUCAAAGCCAGAUUGUGCAUGACGUCAGUGACCAAGCUUUGCCAAAAAGAAACAGGAGAGAUCGACGGGCAGCCUGUCGCUGUGGUCGACACGCCCGGCUUGUACGACACAAAUCUGUCCAAUUAUGAAGUGCAACAGGAGCUUGUGAAAUGCAUCAGCUUGUUAGCUCCAGGACCUCAUGUGUUCCUACUGGUGUUGCAGACGGGCCGCUUUACAAAAGAGGAGAAAGAUACCGUGGAGCUGAUCAAGAGUAUUUUUGGCAAGAAGUCACAAGACUUCAUCAUUGUGAUAUUCACCAGAGGAGACGAUCUUAAAGAGCAAACAAUUGAGAGCUACAUAGAAGAAGACAGUGAAGACUUUGUCAAAAAGCUGAUUGCUGACUGUGGAGGAAGAUACCAGGUCUUCAAUAACAACGAUCGGACAAAUAACACGCAAGUCAGACAGCUGCUGAACAAUGUAGAGCGAAUGGGAAAGAAAAAUGGCGGCAGCUGCUACACCACAGAGAUGUUCCAGGAGGCCGAGGCAGCCAUACAAAGUGAAGUGAAGAGGAUCCUGAAAGGGAAAGAGGAAGAGAUGCAGAGAGAAAAGGAGGAGCUGGAAAGAAAACGUGACGAGGAAGUUCAAGAGAAGGAGAAAAAGAUGAAACAAGAGAGAGCAGAGAGAGACAAAGCACUGAAGGAAAAGAAGGAGCACCUCAACAGAGAACAGGAGAAAAGGAAGAGGGAAGAGGAAAAGAGGAAGGAAGACAACAAGAGUUGGAAAAUGUAUGAAGAACAGCUACGACAGCAGUGGAAACAAAAAAUUGAAGCUCUAGAGGAAAAAAUCACAUCUGAAUCAGAUAAAAGUGCAACCGCCGACAGGAAGCUGAUGCAAAGCCGAAAGGAGAUGAGACAAGAACGAGAGGCGUGGGAGAAAGAGCGAAAAGAAUGGUGGGAGGCGCGACAUCGAGAAGACCAGCAGAGACAAGAAGAGGAGCAAGCGCGACUCAAGAGGCUCAGAGAAGAAUAUGAGCAGGAAAAAAACGAAUAUGAAAAGAAAAUAAAAGAAGAUAGACUCAGGAGAGAACGAGAGGAGAGCGAAUGGAAGGUGGCGCAAGAAAGCUACAAGAAAAGAGAGCAAGAAAUGAAGAGAAGAAAUGCCGAGGAGGCCAGGAAGCAAGCUGAAGAAUUCAAUGAGUUCAGAAACAAAUACACAGCGGACUUUGCAGCUCUGAUGGAAAAGCACGACAAAGAAAUGGAGGACAUCAACCAGAAGCUACGGAAACAGACUGAAGUCAUGAAGGAACGUCUGCUCAUGAAAAAGGAGUAUCAGAGAGACUUUGAUAGACUGAAGAGGAAACAAGAGCAAGAGCUGCAUGAGCUUGAACAGACUCUCUCCGAAGAAAAUGAGGAUGAAGAAAUCGAAACACUGAAGAAAAGACAUGAUGAAGAAGUCAGUGUCUGGGUACAAGAAAAUGCAGAGAAAGCCUUAGCAGAUAAGACUUGCUGCAUUUUAUGAGGUGCUGGCUUUCAUCUGCACGUCUCUAGAGCAGCGUGGCUUUACUGAACUGAGUGAGCAUUUGGUUUUGAAGACUUAAAACACAAUAUAAAUUUUAACAGUUUCUCUUUUCCUGUUGAACUAAUGUAAUGUAAUGUUUGUCUGUAGAUGAUAUGCACUUAAUGCUUUCAUCCAGUCCUUCAUGUUCAGUAGUUGUAUUACUCAAUCUAGCCAAGGCUUGACAUACAAAUACUGUAUUUUAGUAAGAAACACUCUUAGAUGAGCUUGUUCCAUGUUGUCAUUUGACAUUAUCUUUUUUUUUUCCUUUUGCAAAUUAAACAAAAUGGAUAUUUACCUGUUUACAUUUUAACACACAAGAGUUCCUGCAGCAAAUAUUAACUGCAAACUAAAAUCAUGAAUAAAUGUUGACUCAUCAUAAGACCAGUGACACCUGACACAGCAGAAACACUAAGUAACAUGCAUUCAUCAAAAAGCAAUGCAAUGAUUAUGACAAUGAUAACAUUCAGUCUCACAAAGUUAAUGUCCUGUCUUGGUUCAGUUUGUGUUCAUGUGCAGAUCAACACCGUGUUGGCCAUGUUUGAGUGUAUGUUUAUCUUAUGUGAGGUGCAAGUCAUUCAUGUUUCCAACCUGAUCAAUCCCGAAAUGAAAGCUUUUUUCUUGCUAAUAAGCUGCAGUACAAAACUGAACAACAGUGAAUAAGGUGUUUCAAUGGCUGCCUGAAUGAAAUCAGGCUAAAUCCCAACCAAAACAGCUAUGAGCUCUAUUCACUGUGAUUGCUUAUUACAUUAUGAAAAGUUAUACAAAGUUACUUGUGUGUAGUGUGUGUAUGAAGACCUGCCUUCCAUUUCUAUCUCUUGAUUAUUUUUUUAAGAUUAAACCCUUCAUUUUGAAUCUGAAUGAAGGUGAGACAACCUGACUGUUCUUGGAUGGUGCUUUUAAAAGAUGAGCGUCAAGUUUAGGUCGUGAAUUCAUUUAAUCAAAUAAUCAAAUAUUUAAUCAAAUAUUUACACAUACUGUGUGCUACGAGCACAUUCUUUAACUGCCGAUCUAUGGAGAACAAUGAAGAAGCUCCAACAAAUCAGCUGAUGUAGUCUGAAGAUACCAAACUUGGAAGCAUCAUCAUCAUAACACAGUUUCUUUAUCUUCAUAAUCGGUGGCCGCGUCUGCUGGAGCCGGUUUUACCAGAUUCUGAUCUAACUGUGUAGCUCAGUGCCCUCUGGACUCUGAAUAAUCACGACUAAA
This is a messenger RNA of Chelmon rostratus (copperband butterflyfish), 4138 nucleotides long. RefSeq names its product GTPase IMAP family member 8-like. The record is from RefSeq and is a predicted model, not a curated record. Lineage: Eukaryota; Metazoa; Chordata; Actinopteri; Chaetodontiformes; Chaetodontidae. Bases 95 to 2896 code for a protein of 933 amino acids. The transcript is spliced from 3 exons. Gene Ontology annotation, molecular function: GTP binding.